UCGAAGGACUGGAACUCCAGCUGCAGCUGCAUCACCACCCAUCCAUCGCUUUCUUCUCUUUGGGACAAUUUCCCUCGCGCCAUCUCCAAUUUCGAGGUCGAGCUUGCAAUGUCGCCUUGAGUGACCCAACGACCAAAUAAGCUCCAGUGACGCUUUUCCUCCCAACCUUGCAACGCGCCUUGUCGCGGGACACAUCUCUUCCGUCAUGCUAUCCAGGUUGGUCUUCGCGCAGGCCACGCGCCUUGGUAGCAGAGCGAUCUCGGCUGCGCCAUUGAACAGGACACUGCCUAUUGCUGCAGCCUCUUACACCCAGUCUUGGACCCGGUCCUUUGCUCAGAAGCAGACGCCUGCGCCGAAAUCUGAUUCGACGCCCAAGGAAUCACCCGAUACUCCCGCGCCCGAGAACGAAGCAGCAGCCGAGUCCGCCAAGGCGAAGGACGCCAAAGAAACCGACCAAAUACCCUUUGACAAGCUGCCUGACCUGACUCAGGGUAUUCCCUCGACACUCUUCGACGAGCUGGAGCAGGCCAAAGGCAAAGAUGUCAAAUCGGAUGCCGCACUCGAAACAGUGCCUCAGUACGAGCGACGCGGCGGCGGUGGUGGCGGCGAUUCAGAAUAUGUCUCGACGAGCGAGCGCAACCGUCGUUGGUGGACGCGCAUGCUCUUGAUUGGCGUGGGAUCAGGCUCACUGUUCGGUCUGGGAUAUCUUGGCCGCAACUGGGACGACGAGGCCGAGGCGGCACGCCAUCCCGAAAUUCCCAACGGACUCUCGCCGGUCCUGUGGUGGCAGCGACUGAGGGCCCGAAUGGGCGAGUCGGUCUCAUACUAUCAGAACCCGUCCUUUGACAAGCUACUGCCCGACCCUCAUCCCAGUUUCGAGCGCCCUUACACUCUGGUGAUCAGCCUGGAGGAUCUGCUCGUGCACAGCGAGUGGUCGCGCCAGCAUGGCUGGCGAUUGGCCAAGCGACCAGGCGCCGACUACUUCAUCCGCUACCUCGGUCAAUACUACGAGCUGGUCGUUUGGUCAUCAACGUCGUUCGGCAUGGCCGAGGGCAUUGUGCGCAAACUUGACCCCUUCCGUCUCAUCAUGUGGCCCCUCUUCCGCGAGGCUACCAAGUUUGAAGACGGCGAGAUUGUCAAGGACCUUUCCUACCUGAACCGUGACCCGUCCAAGGUCAUCGUCCUCGACACCAAGGCUAGCCACGUGCGCAAGCAGCCCGAGAACGCCAUCAUCCUGGACCCCUGGGCGGGUGAGAAGGACGACAAGGAGCUCGUUAGCCUUAUCCCCUUCCUCGAGUACAUCCACACCAUGCAGUACGACGACGUGCGCAAGGUGCUCAAGUCGUUCGAGGGCAAGCACAUCCCGACCGAGUUCGCCCGCCGUGAAGCGAUCGCGCGCAAGGAAUUCAACGCUCGUCUGGCCGCCGAGAAGGGCAAGCACAAGAAGCCCUCCGGCAUGGGCGCCUUGGGCAGCAUGCUCGGUCUCGGACCCAGCAACAUGAGCAUGACCAUGCAGCCCGAGGGCGAGCAGAACCCGACCGAGGCGUUUGCGCAGGGUAAGAUGCUGCAGGACAUUGCCCGUGAACGGGGCCAGCGCAACUACGAGCUGUUGGAGAAGGAGAUUCGCGAGAAUGGGCAGAAGUGGCUGGACGAGGAGAAGGCCAUGACCGAGAAGAUGCAGAAGGAAGCCAUGGACAACAUGUACGGCUCCCUCGGCGGCUUUUUCAUGCCUAAGAAGGAGGAGGAGAAGAAGGAGUGAGCGACAUUCGCGUUUCCGAAUCUCCACCGCAUCUCGGCCCCAACCAACAACACACACCUUCCACUAAUAUUAACCCAAAACAAACUGUACAACUGUUCCCUUCGCCGAUGGGGUCCGGCGCGUACGAGAACGCGAGUGUCCGCAUUUCUAUUUGUCCAUUGGGAGGGUUUUGCAUAUAGACUCGGCAUUUUUUUGAGGG
Emericellopsis atlantica is the source of this 1958-nucleotide messenger RNA. Its product is annotated as mitochondrial import inner membrane translocase subunit TIM50. Gene Ontology annotation, molecular function: phosphoprotein phosphatase activity. The coding region runs from base 206 to 1759 and encodes 517 amino acids. The transcript has a single exon. NCBI's taxonomy places the organism in Eukaryota, Fungi, Ascomycota, Sordariomycetes, Hypocreales, Bionectriaceae. The record is from RefSeq and is a predicted model, not a curated record.